AUGGCGAGAGAGAAAUUGCAGAUCGUUGUGGAUAUCUCUGAAACGAUCAGCAUCUUCAUGACCCAUUUGUCCAAUUACGGGAAUGACCGCCUGGGAUUGUACACCUUUGCAAACCUGGCCAACUUUGUUAAGAGCUCGACUAACCUGAACCUGCAGACACUACCCCCAGUUCAGCUGGCUCAUAAGUACUUUGAGCUCUUUCCAGAGCAGAUGGACCCUCUUUGGCAGAAUCCAUGUGAUGAUAAAAGACACAGAGAUAUUUGGUCCAGAGACAAAACUUGUGACCAUCUACCCAAAUUUCUUGUGAUAGGACCCCAGAAAACAGGAACAACAGCACUUUAUUUAUUUCUUCUGAUGCAUCCUUCCAUUAUCAGUAAUCUCCCCAGUCCAAAAACUUUUGAAGAAGUUCAGUUCUUCAAUGGAAACAACUAUCACAAGGGAAUUGACUGGUACAUGGAUUUCUUCCCCACUCCUUCCAACAUCACCACUGACCUCCUCUUUGAGAAAAGUGCCAACUACUUCCAUUCUGAGGAAGCCCCUAAGCGAGCUGCUUCCCUCAUCCCCAAGGCCAAGAUCAUCACCAUCCUCAUUGACCCAUCUGAUCGGGCAUACUCCUGGUACCAGCAUCAGCGAUCCCAUGAGGACCCCGCUGCCCUGAAAUUCAAUUUUUAUGAAGUCAUUACAUCAGACCACUGGGCACCCCCAGAGAUAAAGACUCUCCAGAAGAGAUGCCUGACACCAGGAUGGUAUGCUGUCCAUAUCGAAAGAUGGUUAACUCACUACCCUGCUUCACAGUUACUUAUCAUCGAUGGGCAGCAGCUAAGAAGUGAUCCAGCUACUGUGAUGGACGAAGUGCAGAAGUUUCUUGGAGUCUCUCCUCAUUACAAUUACUCUGAAGCUCUAACGUUUGACCCUCAGAAAGGCUUUUGGUGCCAAUUAUUGGAAGGAGGAAAAACAAAGUGCCUGGGAAAAAGUAAAGGUCGAAAAUACCCACCAAUGGACCAAGAGUCUCGAGCAUUUCUGUCAAGCUACUACAGAGACCACAACGUGGAGUUGUCCAAGCUGCUGCACAGGCUGGGGCAGCCACUGCCCUCCUGGCUGCGACAGGAGCUGCAGAAAGUCAGGUAGCACGCAAGGGCAGGGGACCUGAUGAGGACAAUUUCCUUUACCGUCAAACCCCUUGCUUCUCCAACUCACUUGUGAUCAUCAGUAAAGGACCUUAUGAAUAAUGCUCU
Molecule: messenger RNA, 1235 nt
Organism: Mesitornis unicolor (brown roatelo)
Lineage: Eukaryota; Metazoa; Chordata; Aves; Mesitornithiformes; Mesitornithidae
Product: bifunctional heparan sulfate N-deacetylase/N-sulfotransferase 4-like
Exons: 10
Coding region: 1-1128 (375 amino acids)
Cellular component (GO): Golgi apparatus
Molecular function (GO): deacetylase activity; heparan sulfate N-sulfotransferase activity
Source: RefSeq, a predicted model, not a curated record